CAUCUAUAAAGCUUAGCAAUGAAAAAUACGGAGAGUCUCAAGGAGGAGGAGUUCUUGGCUAGCACCAAAGAACAAGCAGCCCUUGACCCAACCAUGUUCCCUGCAAUGGAAACCUUCGAAAUCAAUGAUUCUAAGCCCAGGAAGAGGAAAGGGGUGAACUGUUUCCUGGCUUUGAUAGUCGUCUACCUGAUUCUGCUCACCGCGGGGGCCGGGUUGCUGGUGAUGCAAGUUCUGAAUCUGCAGGAGCGUUUCCAGGCCCUGGAAAUGUAUUUCCCCAAUGGAACGCUGGAUCCCAAGGACAACCCAUCCUUCUCGCUCCAGUCGGCCCCAAUCCCCCGCUCUGGGUGGGACAGCGGAACACUGCAAGUCCUGCAGGUCCAGCUCACUGAGGUCCACGCCAGCCAGAAGCACCUGCUGCGGUGGGUGGAGAACUUCACCCGGAGUCCAGAGCUGUUCGGUGUCAAAGGUGAACCAGGCUCUCCAGGUUCCCAGGGACCCCAGGGCCCACCCGGAAUCAAGGGGGAGGCAGGAAGGAAGGGCGACGUGGGUGCAAAAGGAGAUGUGGGGGUCCUUGGGCCCCCUGGGGCCCCAGGGAGUAAAGGGGACUCUGGGAAGCAAGGCCCUCCAGGUUUGGCUGGAAUCCCUGGAAUCAAAGGCGAUCAGGGACAACCAGGAGCACCGGGUUCUCCAGGCUCUCCAGGUGUGUCGGGAUCCCCAGGCAUCAAGGGUGACCCCGGCAGCCCGGGCUCCACUGGGCCCACAGGACCACCAGGGAUCCCCGGGAGUCCAGGAGCCUCAGGUCCGAAAGGAAGCAAGGGAGAUACAGGACUUCAAGGACAGAAAGGAACAAAAGGAGAAUCAGGAGUUCCAGGCCUGGUUGGCUGGAAAGGAGAAAAGGGAAGCCCGGGGCAGGAGGGGUCCAAGGGUGCCACUGGACCCGUUGGCCGAACAGGAGAGAAAGGAGUCAAAGGAUCUCCUGGGCUACAAGGAACAAAGGGAGAAAAAGGUCAAAAAGGUGAACCCGCAGUAUCCAUACACGUCAGGAUCAUCGGUACUACAUCUCGAGGCCGGGCUGAAGUUAACCAUAACGGCAUCUGGGGGACCAUUUGUGAUGAUGACUGGGACAAUUCCGAUGCCACCGUCUUCUGCCGCAUGCUGGGUUAUUCCUCGGGAACGGCCCUUUCCGGUCUGGGAGGUGGCACGGGGAAGAUCUGGCUGGAUGACGUGGCAUGUAGAGGGUCAGAGAGCAGCCUGUGGCUCUGCAACAAGAGUAACUGGGGCUCACACAACUGCGACCACAGUGAGGACGCGGGUGUGGAGUGCCGCUGACCUCCACACCCAUCCACUGCACGCUCCUUGCACACAGAUGUGACCACCCAUCCCUUGCAAGGGCAAACGCUCUCCAAAGGACUUCCCGGAGUGGCUGGGCAGCCUCUGGGGAGGGGUCAUUAAUAAAGCUCAGAGUGCUCCCUGACAAUGUCAUCAGCUGUGACCAA
Choloepus didactylus (southern two-toed sloth) is the source of this 1496-nucleotide messenger RNA. RefSeq names its product macrophage receptor with collagenous structure (gene MARCO). NCBI's taxonomy places the organism in Eukaryota, Metazoa, Chordata, Mammalia, Pilosa, Megalonychidae. Bases 19 to 1329 code for a protein of 436 amino acids. The record is from RefSeq and is a predicted model, not a curated record. Gene Ontology annotation, cellular component: membrane. The transcript has 14 exons.